Molecule: messenger RNA, 3364 nt
Organism: Acipenser ruthenus (sterlet)
Lineage: Eukaryota; Metazoa; Chordata; Actinopteri; Acipenseriformes; Acipenseridae
Product: regulator of G-protein signaling 21-like
Exons: 5
Coding region: 207-638 (143 amino acids)
Source: RefSeq, a predicted model, not a curated record
GAUAAAUCAACAAACCUGUAGCCUAACUCAGGAAGAGAUCCUUGUAACAGUGUAUGAGGGAAAGCCGGCACAGAGGGAUAGGCAAUCCUGCCAUCUGAUCUACACCGUUGCUAACAGAUUCAGUUCAGUCAGUACUUUUGAAUUUUCCAGCACAGCAUCAUUUAACAACUAAGGAAACAAAAACAACUAAAAACUAAGGAUACAAAAUGUUAAUAAGCUGUUGUGUUUCCUAUAGGACGCCACAAGACGAAGCAACGGGGUGGGCAGAGUCAGUGGACAAACUUCUGGAAAGUAAAGCUGGCCGGAUUGCCUUAGUAGCGUUCUUGAAAUCAGAGUUCAGUGAAGAGAACAUUUUGUUUUGGCUGGCCUGCGAGGAAUACAAGCAAACGAAGUCAACCUCUAAAAUGAUUGAAAAGUCUAAGGAGAUCUUCUUAGAAUAUGUCAAAGUGGGAGCUCCCAAGGAGAUAAAUAUAGACUGUGGAACUCGAGAAAACAUUACCAGACAUAUUUCGACACCAACCCUCAACUCUUUUGAUCAUGCACAGAAAAUAAUCUAUAGUCUGUUGGCAAAAGAUUGUUAUCCCAGGUUUCUGAAAUCAGACAUCUACAUGGCAUAUUGUCAACAGAAUGAAAGGUGACUUUUCCCCAAAUAAAUGUUCAUCAAUGAAUACAGAACACCUUCACAACUGGUUUCUUGUUUUACCUUCAAUAAUUUAUUUAAAUAUUAUCAUGUAUACAAUAAAUGUGUCUUCAGGCUGGAUUUGAAACAACCGUAAUCCCAUUAUCUUGUACAAGAGGUCGAAUAUACUUAGUUGUGUAAAUAUAUAUAAAACAAAUCUAUAUUAUGUACAAUAUGUAUAUGUGUGUGUGUUGAGAAGGGGGCUCUUACCGAUAUUGUGAUCACUUCUGAUUAAGCCUUGAGACUUCUUUCAAGUUGUCAGUCAAACAGAAAAUAAGCAACUCAUUAUUUAUUGAAAACACAAUCCAUUAAAGGCAUACCCUUUGGAUUGUGGAAUUAACCUGAAAACACUGAAUAUUCCCCAGACAUAAGAUAUUUUAGUAUUUAACGUUUUAAGGAGAUAUAAUAGUUUAGAAUAGGAUAUAUUAUGUACAAAACAGUAGAUUUGUGCAACAAGAACUGUUUUUGCUCAAACUGUUCACGUCAGUACAUACUCACAAACAUCAGUACCACUACCAGGAAGUACAGAUUAUUACCAGUAAAUCCUUCUUCCAUUACUUUUACUGUUUUUAAAUAAAGGUUUUAAUGCCUGAAACAACAAACAUAUUUUAAUGGUCUGACCUUCAAACUCAUUGUUUGUUUUUUAUUUAUUGAUUUAUUUAUUUAUUUAAAAAAACAGAAGCCUGCUCUGACCUCUCCCUUGACUCUAUCACUCUUUCUCCAUCUCCUUAUGCUAAAAACCUCCGGUGUUGCUUUUGACCCCUCCCUCUCCUACUCUCAACACUUCCCCUUCCUGUCACGCACUUGCCGCUUCUUUCUUGGAGAACAUCUACCUAAUCUGUCUUUUUCUCACUAGUUUAUUCCAUUCAGCUUGGUCCAAGCUCUUGUACUCUGUAACUCUCUCCUAGCUGGUUUCCUGCUUUGGUUAUCCGUCCCCUCCACUGGCUACCUAUCUCUGCUCGCAUUCAAUUUAAGACUCUUGUUCUUCUCUUAACCACACUGCCCCCUCCUACCUCCUUCAUGUCUCCCUACACCCCCUUUCUUAUCCUCCACGAGCCAACUUGUCAUGCCUUCCCUCCACUCUCAAUCCUCCCAUGCCUUUUCCUUCUCUUCCCUCAUCCCUCUGUGGUGGAAGCAGCUACCGGUCUCUCAUUGCCUUACGCCGCUUCCUCAAGACCCACCUGUUUAGACUGCACAUGUAGAUCUCUUGGUCUAUCCCUCCUACUAUGCACUGGGCUUGCCUGACUUAAGCACCAUGUUACUGGAUGCUCAGCUGAUGCACUAUCCUUGCACUACUAUUAUGUCAUUGUAGAUGGUCUUAAUCCUAAAUUGUUACUUCUUAUCUCAUAUUGUAUUCUAGUAGUAUUUGCACUUGCUGUAAACUACACUGUAUUCAACUAUUGUAUACCCCUGUAAUGUACAUUCGCCGUGGUUAAUUUGAGAAGGCAGGGUUUUGUUUUUGCUGUUUCUUUCUUAUUUGAAUUUUCAAACAUAUUGUGCACUUGAUUGUAUCUUGUUAGGUAUAAGGGGUCACCUUUUUAGUUAAUAAACUGUUAACAACUAACUUACUACAUGCUAACAUAGUUUAUUGUAAUAGUUUGUUUAUAUAUAUAUAUAUAUUAACCUAUUUCUAAAAAUAAUCUAUUGUACUUUGAAAGUGCCUUGAAAACAGAUGUAACCUCAUUGCAAUAAUAAGAUUGACUUGGAGGUGAUCAUCCCAAAGUAGGAAUCUGAUGUUUGCUGAACAGUUUUGUUGUUAAUAUGUAAAAGAUAGUUUCUAAUAGUUAAUAAACUAAAAACUAAAGUGACCGGUUUAACUGCUUUUGAAUCUGGCAUUUUCUGAAAUGUCUUGUCAGACUAAAUGUAACGCCACAUGUCCACCUGUGCCAUGAAAGCAGUCUGUAAAACACAAAUAUCACCUUGUUUUAAUAUCAAUGUAAAAUCUAAACUGCAAGGUCAAAAAUCGCAUGUGUAUUAUAUUUUUGUAUUUUUCAAAUGUAUAAAUCCAUUCGCCAAUAUAUCCCUAUAAUUGAUUGCCUUUGGUUCUGUAAACCCUUUCAGUCUGAGCAUCAUUUGCCUUGUCUGCUCAUGAGUGUGGGGUUACCAGAUUUUGGAUUCAAAGCAGUUUGAUGUCUGUGGUUCGCUGCUGGUGGAAAAACAUGACUGGUUUCAAAUUGCUGUGAACUCAGUCCUAAAGGCAAAUGGAAACAAGGCAUAAGUAAACACUGUUUAAAAGUCUAUUGUGGCGAAGGCCCUUUUUUAAUGAUUUUACUGGAAAAUUCCUUGGUUUUAGAAAAUAAAUAUUUGAUUGUUUAUGUAAUUUGUUAAAUUGUUCUUCUUUUCACAUUUGCAGUACUGUAUAUUUAAUUAGAUUAGCCUUAUACAUUGCUUAUUAUUGGCUCUUAAAUAGCCUGGAAUAGAUAUUUAUUCCAGUUUUAGCAUAUUAUAAGGUUAUUCACUUUUAAAAGAAAGACAAGUGUAUUGAUGCCUUGCACAGAUUCCAUUCUCUGAAUAUCUAGGUAUAGGGAUGUUGCAUAGAUGAGGCAUUAUUGGAUUUAAUUACUGUCUUACCUGGGGAUAAUUAACUGUACUGUUCACAAAUAUCAAUAAAAACCAUGGCUGCAUACUGGAAUCUGCUGAUUGUGCUACAGUGUAACUGCAUACCCCUGUAAAUAUAGAGCUUGA